UAUAGUCGCAAUAUUUUCAAGAGCGGCAGCAAAAUCGCGUAAAAGCAACGCGAUUUUUUGAGAAAAUAAAUUAACAUAAAAUUUUAUUAAUUGAAAUAGACAUUGGUUUCUUGAUAUUACAAGUGCAAUUGACUACGAGACCGUUUUAUUUAUUAUACAUUUUAAAAAGUCAAAUUACAAAAUCGGGCUUUAUAGCAAUUUUCUUAGUUAUGCAAAGAAUAAACUCAUGUUAUUGGGAAAAUAUCAUUUUUUCGAAUCAGAAUAAUGACUGCAUUUCUAACUAGACCUAUAAGAUGCAGCUAGCAGGUACAGAAGCACGCAGCUGGCACGCAGCUGUGCACGCAGCGUUUUUAGCAAGAUAAUCAGUACAUGAGCUAGCAAGGUGUCUUGCAUGCAAUCUAGCAUGAAAAAUCCAGAAAAAUUAUACCGUGCACCACAAACGUUAGAUGAAUAAAGUAGUUUAUAUCGUGUCAUCGAUAGCCACUGAUUAGAAGACAAUUAGGAGACAAUAUAAAUAAUUUAUGGCAGUGUUAUUUAGAAAUAAUAUGGCAGAAGUAGCAACGAAUUUGAGAUUAGUUUAUGAUAAGAUACAGGCUGCUGCCACAAACAGAGCAUCGGAACAUCGAUAUUAUGAACCACGAUUGGUAGCUGUUAGCAAGUUGCAAACCAUAGAAUCUAUAUUAUCUGCUUAUGAAGCUGGUCAAAGACACUUUGGUGAAAAUUAUGUUAACGAGUUAGUGGAAAAAUCUUCAAAUUCACAGAUUCUUGAAAAAUGCAAGGAGAUUCAAUGGCAUUUUAUAGGCAAUUUACAAAGGAAUAAAGUCAACAAGGUUUUAAAUGUACCAAAUUUGUAUGUGAUAGAAACUGUUGAUGAUGACAGACUUGCAAAUGCACUUAAUAAUUCAUGGUCAAGAUUUCGAAGAAAUGAUGAUAGCAAAUUAAGUAUCAUGGUACAAGUUAACACGAGUCAAGAGAAAGAAAAACAUGGUUGCGAUAUUGUAAAAGUAUCAGAUCUUGUAAAACAUAUUCUAAAUAAUUGUCCCAAUUUGAAAUUCAUGGGUCUUAUGACAAUAGGAAUGUUUGGAUAUGAUGUUGCGAAUGGUCCAAAUCCUGAUUUUCUUUGUUUGAUAAAAUGUAGAGAAAAGGUACACGAGGAAGUAGGAAUUGAUAUUAAAAAUAUAGAAUUAUCAAUGGGAAUGUCUAGUGAUUAUGAACAUGCAAUUGAACUUGGCAGUACAAAUGUGAGAGUAGGAAGUGUUAUUUUUGGCAGUAGACCACAAAAAAGUACUUAAAAAGAUAGUAAGCUUUAAAAAUUAUUUAAAUAUUAAAACUAAUAUAUAAUUUCAUAUAUUAGAUAUAAAAUAUAAAAUGUUAAUAAAGAUGCUUAGGGUGUAUAAAUGCGUAAAAUGCAAAGGGAUACAAGUAAUAUUUUAUAUAAUUUUAUAGAAUGUUAAAGGAUAUCAGAAUAAAAACAAUUCUAUAUUCUUUCUUUCUC
Molecule: messenger RNA, 1495 nt
Organism: Linepithema humile (Argentine ant)
Lineage: Eukaryota; Metazoa; Arthropoda; Insecta; Hymenoptera; Formicidae
Product: pyridoxal phosphate homeostasis protein
Cellular component (GO): intracellular anatomical structure
Molecular function (GO): pyridoxal phosphate binding
Source: RefSeq, a predicted model, not a curated record